AUAUUGAAUAUUAUUAUUGUUAUUGAAUUAGGACCACUUUCAAAUACACAAAUACUUAAAAAUGAAACAACAACAAACAAAGAUAAACUAUCUAUUUCUAAUACUCUAACUAAACUACAGGAUCAACUAGAAAAAAACAAAGAAGAGAUCUAUGUCACACUAUUAAUCACACAACAAGAAGAUAUUACACCAACUCUAACUACUCUUAGAGAAUACUUUACUAUAUCUCAUAUCCCAGAAUACUUACUCAACUUACCACCUCUUCUAGAACUAACCUAG
This is a messenger RNA of Scutellospora calospora, 279 nucleotides long. Lineage: Eukaryota; Fungi; Glomeromycota; Glomeromycetes; Diversisporales; Gigasporaceae. The record is from the annotation of a GenBank genome assembly.